AAAUCAGACAAUAAGGGUUGGGGGGGGUGGCACCCCCUUCCCUGCUCCCCUGUCGCAGUGUCUGCGCAAGCACAUGCGAUUGUGCCCUCAAGUUUAGAGCAGAGGGGGGAAAAGAUGGAAAAUGUACAGCGUCUCACUAUUUCGCAGGAAGGCUUGGUUUAUUGCGCCAGACCUCUCCGACAGCGUAGCACUAUUUAGCCGAGAGAAGGGGAGGGGAAGGCUCGGCCGCAGUUGGGGCCGCCUAUGCUCAUCAAACGGUGGCUGAUUGAGGAGACGGGGGAGAGCAGGAGAGGAAUUUUCCCCGUAGCUUUCUGUAAAAAUUUGCAAUAAAAAAAAGGGGUUUUUGAAGCCCUUCCCCAAAAGUAAGAGCCUGGAUAGCCAUCUGCUGGCCAAGCCCUGGAUGGGCUUCUGAUGAUCCAGUCGUCCUCUCCAAACCAAGAAUCGCACAUUCCACUCUGCUAGGGUUAAACCCUUGGAAUAUAUGACAGCACUUUCCCACACUGUAAUCUGGCCCCCUUUAGUUUGAACCUACCCUCCUCAUUUUACUCUUUUGUUCAUCAGAGGGGUUACAAUUGAUAUUUUCACCCUAGUCCGGCAGCGGGGCUGCUCCCCUACAUCCAGAUGAAUGAAGACCCCAUUCGGGAAGAACGCGGGCCAGAGAGCCAGAGCUGAUGCGGGACAUGCUGGUGUCUCUGCAAAUAUGAUGAAGAAAAAGAAUUCACACAAGAAACACAAGAGCAGCGUGGGGCCCACCAAGGUGUCCCAGCCCCGGCGGAACAUAGUGGGCUGCCGCAUCCAGCAUAUCUGGAAGGAGGGUAGCGGGGCAGCAUCCCAGUGGAAGGGUACAGUGCUGGACCAGGUGCCCGUUAACCCGUCGCUCUACCUGAUAAAGUAUGACGGCUUUGACUGCGUUUAUGGGCUAGAGCUGCACAAGGACGAGCGGGUGCAGGGGCUGGAAGUCCUCCCGGACCGUGUAGCUUCAACACGCAUCAGCGAUGCCCACCUAGCCGACACCAUGAUAGGCAAGGCGGUCGAGCACAUGUUUGAGACCGAAGAAGGCUCAAAGGACGAAUGGAGGGGCAUGGUCCUGGCACGAGCGCCCAUCAUGAACACGUGGUUCUACAUCACUUACGAAAAGGACCCCGUACUCUACAUGUACCAGCUCCUCGACGACUACAAGGACGGAGACCUGAGGAUCAUGCCGGACUCAAAUGACUCUCCCCCAGCUGAGCGGGAGCCCGGAGAGGUGGUGGACAGUCUCGUCGGCAAGCAGGUGGAGUACGCCAAAGAGGACGGCUCCAAACGGACUGGCAUGGUCAUCCACCAGGUGGAAGCCAAGCCCUCCGUCUACUUCAUCAAAUUCGACGACGACUUUCACAUUUACGUGUACGACCUGGUGAAAACGUCGUAGGUGGGCACAUGGAAGUCAGUGGAGGGGGGCGGGUGGAGGGAGAGAAAGAGAGUGAUAGAGAGAGAGAGAAAGAAAGGAAGUCAAGAGAACGACUUCGGAUGUGAUCCACAAACUCUGCCAAAAGUUCUCGCAGAACGUUUCUUAUACCACCAUACGGAGACGUAGCGAUGGAUAUUUCACUGGAGCCUUGGAUUGCCACUAGUUAAGUCUCUUUUUAUUAUUUUUCCAGUUGAAGGGAUAACUGUGUUCAACAUGAUAUUCCCUAAACAAAAGUAGCUUAAUGGUUGUCUUUUAGUAUUGUUCAUUCCUGUUGAUUACCAGUGAAGAAAAUGAGCAUAUAUCAUGUUCUCUAGCAAAGGUUGGGGUGGGAAUCAGAAUCAGUUCUCUGUCUAAAAGAGUUAACAUGUCCUUUGUUUUGAAUUGGGGCAGAUUAGACUGACAGAAUGGCACUUAGCCCGAAGAAUGGUUCCAGAGCUCGGAUUAGUCUUGCUGUGUCACCCAACAUCUCUUUCUAUUCGCUUUGCACAGUGAACCCAAGCAGCGUUCAUCAAUGGGAUGAUUUGGGCACUCUCUUAAAAUCAUUUCACACUUACUAAAUUUUAGUCUUCAUCUGUUUUAGAUGAUGCAUAUUUGUAAUGCAUGGCGGUUUCUUGCAUUCUUUUUGUUAUUCUGUUUUGAUUCUUUGGUUUGUUUGUUUGUGAAUUAGAUUCCUUUUUCUUGCCACAUGAUUAAACGCUAAUGAUGGUUAUUAAAUGACUAUCUUGAACUCUUAUUUGACCUACUAUGACAUUGGAGCACUUGAUUAUCUGCUUCUGGAGGAUAUGUAAUUAAUCAAAUUUGGUCACUUAUUUGGAAGCUAUUUAGAACUAAACAUGGUUGAGCUUUGUUUGACUGACUCCAUUACACAGGUCUUUUGUUUGACUGACUCCAUUACACAGGUCUUUGUUUUACACAGGUCUUUGUUUGACUGACUCCAUUACACAGAUCUUUUGUUAGACUGACAACUUUUACACAGGUCUUGGGGAAAUUCUGCUGUUGUACAGCUGUGGCUUCAUAAUUAUUGUAUUUUAAGUGUAUUUCCAAUUUACAUUUAUUUUCAUUGGUGUAAUGAUACAUUGGUGAUCUUCUGAAACUUAAUUUUAAAAUGUAUUUCUUUUCACUAUGACAGGUAAAAUGGUUUCUGAGGUUAUAAUACAUUUUUAGUGUAUUCUUUAUUUUCAAGAGAACAAGACUAGAACAUUAUUUUAGAGUUAUUAUAGAGUAUUUCAACAUGCUCUAUAAAUAUACUACAAAACACAAAGUCAAUGCAGCAAUAAUUCAGUGGUGUGCAGGAACUGCAUUGUAAUGCAUUUACAGCCCAUUCUGAUCUCAUUUUAUGAGGGGUAGAUCCCUCAUUCACCCCCCCCCCCCCCCCAGUCUGUGUUUAAAUGUGUGUGUCUCACUGUAAAUGAUUGUCUGGUUCCAGUAUUUUGAUUGAUUGAUUAUUUUGUAUGUUUCUGAUCUAUAAUCAAGGUGACCUGAGGGCCCCCUCUCAGGAAUGUUACAAUGUUUAAAGUAGCACACACUCAUAGCCGUGUGUGCGCGUGCGUGUGUGUGUGUGUGUGUGUGUGUUUCAUUAUCUCAUGUUCCUCCUUCAUGAGUGUUCAGCCCACUGCAGGUUUUUUUUUUUUAAAGCUUAUGAUUUUAGCAGCGUUCAGUUGCAUGUAGGCACUUGGCCUCAUUUCAGCCUAUAGACAGUUGAGCUGAUGCCGUGUGCGCGCGCGUGUGUGUGUGUGUGUGUGUGUGUGCGCGCGCGCGCGCGCGCGUAUUUCCGUGUUUCCUGGAGAUGUCUUCAGUUCUCCCGCUAUUGACCCUGACACCUUAAGGCAGACAACCUGCUUAACUUACCAAAAAAGAACCAUGUCCGUUAAACCGUUGUGAUUCUCACUGUGGAGGAAAUUGUCCAUGGUUAUAUCUUUGGACUGUUGUGUUGGAUUACUUAAAGGGAGAUUGAGCUCUGUAAGAAAAUGGUAAUGCCUCUCUGUAACUGUUGCAGCUAUGUAUGCAUAUAAUGGUUUUUUUUUCGUUUGUUUUUUUGUUUGUGGGGGGUUUUUUUGGGGGGGGGGGUGGAUUCUGUCUUUAUAAUACUAUAAGUGGCAUAUGGACGUGUCAUUAUGCAAACAGACACCCAGAAAAGACAUGUUCGAUGGAUUGGCCUUUUAUUUACAUUUACCUACUGUAGUAUUGUAUCGUGUUUGAUGUCAGGUCGACGUGGGAAAUUUAAACAAAAAUAUGAACGCUAGGCCAUUCUUUUUGCAUGAUAUGAGUAGAGAUGUAACUGUAUGUUAGUGUGAUGCAUGUGUACCUGUCUUUAUUUCAUUUAUUCGUUCCCUAAAAGAAAGUUUAUUGUGUUGCUAAUUGUGAAUUUCUUGGUUUUGUUUUAUUUUUACUUUUUUCCCAUUUCUAAAGUAAAAGUAUUUUAUUUUCUA
Messenger RNA from Electrophorus electricus (electric eel), 3879 nucleotides. RefSeq names its product spindlin a (gene spina). The record is from RefSeq and is a predicted model, not a curated record. Lineage: Eukaryota; Metazoa; Chordata; Actinopteri; Gymnotiformes; Gymnotidae. Gene Ontology annotation, biological process: gamete generation.